Symbiodinium sp. CCMP2592 is the source of this 588-nucleotide messenger RNA. NCBI's taxonomy places the organism in Eukaryota, Dinophyceae, Suessiales, Symbiodiniaceae. The record is from the annotation of a GenBank genome assembly.
AUGAAAGAGAAGGAAGCCAGUGGAGAUUGGGCCGAAGAUCCAAACCUCCGAGGCUCCAAGAUCUUCUACCUUUCCAAGACAGAGAGGAACUGGGGGAGUUCCGACAUCGAUCGCCAGAUCGUGGGCGCCCGCACGAAUGUUCAUCGAGAUGAUUUGCCUGCUCUGAAAGAUCUUAUGCGGCCCGAACCGAGUGCUCUGAAACGACGGCUUGGACAGCCGUCAUCGUCCUCGGCUCCCUCGCCUUCGCCUUCGGUGCCAUCAACGCCUGCGACGGCCGAUCCGAAGGGUGUGCCAUCGGGAGAGAAGGAUACCCGAGAUCCGCCAGCACCCAAGAAGCCGAAGAAGAAGACGCUGGAAAACAUGACUGUGCUCGACAAGGGCGAGGACCUGGCGAAGAAAGCCCUGGCUGGGUCUACGUUGGCUGCCAAGCUGAAGACGGAGAUGGAAGCGAAUCCCUACGGCAAGGACUUGCUGAAAGAUCUGGCCAACGCCGAGAGCAACUUCAAGAAAUUGUACAACGAUGUGAAGGCAUUGUUGAGAGCCAAAGUGGAGGUGGAGGAGCAGUACCUCCCUUUCGGGAAGCAGUAC